AUGGCGCCAAAGUCCACCAAGACCAGCACGAGCUGGAACCACGAGUACAACACGUUGCGCCGCGAGAAUCUCUUCCGCAACCCUCCGACGGAUCACACUGCCUACCCGCUCCUGCAGGAGGCCGUCAACCCCCAUAUCGAGUCCUUCGAUGCUCUGUUCGGACCCAAUGGUCUCAUCGCCCACAGCCUCGUGGACAUUGGCACCAAGACCUUCCUUGAUGCCAACGAUCCGUCGGCCCCGAGCUCCCGAAACAAGCUGACUGUGCGCUACAAGAGCGUGCACGUCACCAAGUCGCAGCUGCCUCCGAGCAACAAGUUCGCUGUCAAGAACAGGGACAUUCUUCCGGCCGAGUGCCGCGAGCGGCAUGUGUCAUAUCGAGGCAAGCUUUCCGCCACCUUCGAGUACAGGAUAAAUGGUGGGGACCCGAAAGAGUUCACUCGCGAGCUCGGCCAGUUGCCCAUCAUGGUCAAGUCGAGCCACUGCCACCUCAAGGACAACAGCCCUGCGCAGCUCGUGGCUCGGAAGGAAGAGUCGGAAGAGCUCGGCGGCUACUUCAUCGUCAACGGCAUCGAGAAGAUCAUCCGUCUUCUCUUGGUCAACCGCAGAAACUUCCCCAUGGCCAUCAACCGUCCCAGUUUCGCCAACAGAGGACCAUCUUACACACCCUACGGUAUCAUCUUCAGAUCAGUCCGGCCGGACGAAACUUCUCAGACCAACGUGCUCCACUAUCUCAACGACGGAAACGUGACUUUCCGAUUCUCGUGGAGGAAGAACGAAUACCUCGUCCCUGUCAUCAUGAUUCUCAAGGCCCUGGUCGAGACCAACGACCGAGAAAUCUUUGAGGGACUUGUUGGCGCCCCUAACUCCAAGGGCAUCGAGAACACCUUCCUGACGGAUCGGGUGGAGCUCCUGCUUCGCACGUACAAGACCUAUGGACUUUACUCGAUGAAACAGACCAGGGCGUACCUUGGCGAGAAGUUCAGACCGGUCCUCGGUGUUCCAGAGACUCUGUCGAACUACGAAGUGGGCACGGAAUUCCUGCGGAAGAUUGUCCUGGUCCAUCUCGGCAACAUUGAUGUCACGGAUGAGCAGAACUCCGACAAGUUCCGGAUGAUUCUGCUCAUGAUCAGGAAGCUGUACGCCCUUGCGGCUGGCGACUGCGCGAUAGACAACCCCGACGCCGUACAGAAUCAGGAGAUCCUGCUUGGUGGCUUCUUGUACGGCCAGAUCUUGAAGGAGCGCCUAGACGACCUCUUGUCCAGCGGCCUCCGCCUUGCGCUCAGAGAGUAUCAGAGAAGGUCCGGCAAGACAUUUACGUCCGAGGAGUUUGUCAAGGACUUCCCGCUCAAGCUGUUUGCAAAGACCAACGAGAACAUCGGAAACGCGCUCGAGUACUUCCUAUCAACAGGAAACUUGUCCAGUCCUACUGGCUUGGACCUGCAGCAAGUCUCUGGUUUCACCGUCGUAGCCGAGAAGCUCAACUUUCUCAGGUUUAUCAGCCAUUUCCGCAUGGUCCACAGAGGCAGCUUCUUCGCUCAGCUCAAGACCACAACUGUCAGAAAGCUGUUGCCAGAGUCGUGGGGCUUCCUGUGCCCUGUCCACACUCCCGAUGGUUCGCCUUGCGGUCUUCUGAACCAUUUCGCUCACAAGUGCAAGAUCACCACCAAAGCUCUUGACGUCUCGGCAAUCCCCAAACUGGCGGCUGAGCUGGGAGUUGUCGACACAUCCUCUGCUGCUACGGACGAGAGCGUCGUUGUCAUGCUGAACGGCCGGAUUCUGGGCUGGUGUAAGCCCGCGGAAUCUCGCCGAAUCGCCGACACGUUCCGGUUCUGGAAAGUGGAAGGCACGCAUGGCAUUCCUGUGCAGCUGGAGAUUGGAUACGUACCCGCUUCUCGAGGUGGCUCGUAUCCAGGCAUCUUCAUGUCUUCCGAGCCCUCGCGCAUGCUUCGUCCGACCAAGUACCUGCCUCUUGAGAAGGAGGAUUUCGUAGGCCCUCUAGAACAGCCGUACAUGUCCAUUGCGGUGACGGAGCAGGAAGUAACUUCUGGCGAGUCGACGCAUGUCGAGUUUGAUCCCACCAACAUGCUCUCCAUCUUGGCGAACAUGACGCCGUUCUCAGACUUCAACCAGUCGCCACGAAACAUGUACCAGUGUCAAAUGGGUAAACAAACUAUGGGCACCCCUGCAACUGCUCUGGCGCACCGGACAGACAACAAGAUGUACCGGCUGCAGACGGGCCAGACUCCUGUCGUGCGCUCUCCUCUGCACAACGCUUACGGUUUCGACAACUUCCCCAACGGCGCCAACGCCGUUGUCGCUGUCAUUUCCUACACCGGCUACGACAUGGACGACGCCAUGAUUCUCAACAAGUCUGCUCACGAAAGAGGUUUUGGUCAUGGCACGAUCUACAAGACGAAGAAGAUCUCGCUCAAGGACGAGAGUCGCACCAAAUCAGUCAAGUCCAUCUCCAAAAUGUUUGGUCCUGCCCCCGGCAGCGUUGUCAAGGCCUGGACACAGACAAUGAUUGAUGAUGAUGGGCUCCCCUACGUGGGACGAAUGGUGCAAGAAGGCGACAUCAUCUACGCGUGGCACACCGUGUCCCAGGAUUUUAGUGGCAACCUGGUCAACCGGGACGGCGUCACCCACUACGAGAGAUACAAGGACUCGGAACAAGCAUUCAUCGACGAGGUCAGACUGAUUGGUAGCGAGCAAGGAAACGAGCCUCUGCAGACGAUUUCGAUCAAGUUCAGAGUCCCUCGGUCACCCAUCAUUGGUGACAAGUUUUCUUCUCGUCACGGUCAGAAGGGUGUCUGCUCCCAGAAGUGGCCGGCGAUCGACAUGCCGUUCUCCGAGUCUGGUAUCCAGCCUGAUGUCAUCAUCAACCCUCACGCUUUCCCGUCGCGCAUGACCAUUGGCAUGUUCGUCGAGUCUCUGGCCGGAAAGGCUGGUGCCCUCCAUGGUCUGGCUCAAGAUUCCACGCCGUUCAAGUUUGACGAGGAAAACCCCGCUGCCGACUACUUUGGCCAUCAGCUGAAGAUGGCUGGCUACAACUACUACGGCAAUGAGCCCAUGUAUUCUGGUAUCACUGGUGAGGAGCUGGCUGCAGACAUCUACAUUGGUGUGGUCUACUAUCAGCGCCUGCGUCACAUGGUCAACGACAAGUAUCAGGUUCGUACGACCGGUCCCGUGGUACCGACUACGGGCCAGCCAAUCAAGGGUCGUAAGCGUGGUGGUGGUAUCCGUGUUGGUGAGAUGGAGCGUGAUGCCCUUCUGGCCCACGGAACCGCAUUCCUCUUGCAAGAUCGCCUGAUGAACUGCUCGGAUUACACGAGAUCGUGGAUCUGCCGCACCUGUGGCUCCUUCCUCUCUAUACAGCCUACCGUCUCUCCCUUUGGAGGCAAAAAGAAGACCGUGGGCAGCGUCCGCUGUCGCAACUGUGCCACACGGCUGGACGAUGUCGAGGAUACAGAGCUUGUGAAGGUGCAGGGCGAGGUAUGGGAGGACGGUCAGGGCACUCAGUGGAUUGGCGGUGAGGACACCACGAUGGUUGCGGUUCCUGGCGCGCUCAAGUACCUUGAUGUCGAGCUUGCUGCCAUGGGCAUCAAGCUCAAAUACAAGGUUGACCCCAAGGACGUCCCGCGCCGUGGAAAGCUGCUGCCGGGCAGCUGGGACGGCCAGAACAUGACGCGGCCCUUGGUGGCAGCUUGA
Microdochium trichocladiopsis is the source of this 3708-nucleotide messenger RNA. RefSeq lists its product as uncharacterized. Gene Ontology annotation, molecular function: DNA binding; DNA-directed RNA polymerase activity; ribonucleoside binding. Bases 1 to 3708 code for a protein of 1235 amino acids. The transcript is spliced from 2 exons. NCBI's taxonomy places the organism in Eukaryota, Fungi, Ascomycota, Sordariomycetes, Xylariales, Microdochiaceae. Gene Ontology annotation, biological process: DNA-templated transcription. The record is from RefSeq and is a predicted model, not a curated record. Gene Ontology annotation, cellular component: RNA polymerase I complex; nucleus.